GAACACACACACACACACACAUGCCCGACCCCUUGGACACGUCCCGCAGCGACAACGAGUGCCUUUCACUUUCCACUGACGUGCUGAUCUAAAUUUAGUUUUUUUUAAUCCGUCACUCAUCACCUUAGAAGAACGCACUGGAGCCACUGUUCGUGGAAGCGUAAAUGUCUUUCCUCAUAGUCUAACAAGGCUAUUUUUAGCGGCUGGUAUUAUUUGGCGCCCUACCACCUCGUUAUUGUUUCAAAAUGAAGCCGUAUGCAGCUUCUUAAGCGUUAUAUUUAAGUGCGAUCCCAGUAUCACACAUAGCUUAUUCUCGUCAGCUCAAUUGCUUUGCAGUUUGAAUUAGAAGGUUAGAAUUUUAGAUCACUUCUCAAAUGAGUGGCUUUCAACUUUUGCUGCAAAGAAAGACAAGCGCCUAACUGGAUCCAAAAUAGCUUAAGCUUUACGUAUGUUGUCACAUUCAAAAUUGUUGUAAAACCUAAUUAGUAUACUUCAUUUAAAUAAAGGGAAAAAUGUCCUGCAGAAAUAGCUGUUAUCCAUAAACUCUUAUUUCGGGUUUCAGGUUUUUUGUCUUACUAUAGGUUACUUCAUGAUAUGUUGCUUAAAGGUUGUUUUUGUUUGUUUGUUUGUUUUACAACAACCUAAUUUGUUAGAAAGAGAGUUUGCGUGUAUAUAACUCGAACUGUUAAACUGUUUUCCUUUUGUCGAGUUCCCACUUCCCAAUAAUGGUUAUCUAUUUAUCCACCACUGUCACGAAGCUUGAAAUUUGCCCGACAGUCAAAAAUCACCUGUUGUAGAUUUGCUUAUGCCUACCUCCCGUCCGCGAGGGGCUAAAAGGCGGGGCAGGGUUCCGCCCAUGCUAUAAAUGCGAAGAAUCGGAUUCUAAAACAGCCAAUCGCCACUUUCUGCGAAGACCGGCUUCGCUGAAGUACGGCGACUGCUUGCUUGCACUCCCGUCUCUUACCGCAAAACAGCCUAAGCAGCGUCGAAAGCGUUAAAAACAGCCGGGUAAAUUUCGUUGAAAGGCGCCUCCCUUUUUGAUGACCGACUGCUACUGCUGUGGUGCGCUUUAAAUAGCAGGUGUUUUAUAUUGUGAGCAUAUAUCGAGUCUGUUUUAACGCAGUGAGCAGUCCACACACAAUGUCAGCCACCGGCACAGAGACGAGCGCCCAGCUCCCUCCACCCGCGGGGAGAGUUUUUUUCCAGGCGGCUACCGGUGGAGGCUGCGCGGGGACCGGACCGGUGCCACGGGAUGAUCCGGUCCAGAAGAAACAAGGGAAAGUCACCGUGAAAUACGACAGGAAGGAACUGAGGAAAAGGCUAAUCCUAGAAGAGUGGAUCAUUGAGCAACUUAGCGAGCUGUAUGACUGCGAGGAGGAGGAGAUGCCAGAGGUGGAGAUCGACAUCGACGACCUCCUGGAGGUGAACGGCGAGGACGAGAGGGCUACCAAACUGCAGGAGUCCCUGAUGGACUGCUACAAACCCACAGAUGACUUCGUCAAGGAGCUCCUGGGCCGGAUACGGGGAAUGCGGAAGCUGAGCGCCCCCCAGAAGAAGCCGCUAUAAUGGCCGCCGCGGCGCAGGCCGUUAGCCGCGAGCCGUUAGCCGCGAGCUCCACGUCUCUCACGCGCAGCGGGCUCCUGCCUCUGGGUCCUCACGUUUUGAGUUCGGGGUUUUUCCCGCCUUUUUUUAUUUUUUAUUUUUUGUGAUCGACAGUGAUCGAGGAAAUGUUUGUAUUUAAAUGUAGAAACAAAAAAACUGAAACUGAAGGAGAAAAAAAAAUGGCCGCUACUCGAAGGACGUGUUUGUUUUUUUUCCGUUUGUUCGUUAGUUUUUUUUUAAAAUGGUGUUUUUCAGAUUUUAAAGAUUAGAACCGGUUUUGUUUUUGCCAAUAGGUUGAUAUUUAAAGCCUCACAGCUUGGAUUUCUUUGUCCCCCCCCCCCCCCGGAUUAAUCUGUCACUCUGUUACACACUAUUACACACUGACCCCGAGGCGAGUGUGUUUGCAAAGAGAAGGGGGGGGGGGUAAAGGACAUCAUCGGAGGGCUUUUAAAUGUAUAACAACCAAAAACUUAGUGGCCAAUCACAACUGAGCGGUUAACAAUCGAGAACACCAUUCAACCAUGUCAUAUUGAACGUUCUUUGUUUCUCUCUAGAUGCAUAUCACUUCCACUAUUUUACCACAACAGUAUGUAGAGAACCGUUUGUGUAAGAAUUGUUUGUUUUUUUGUAAUUUUAGUCCCCAAAAGCCCUUUUUGAAUUCUCAGUGAAGCCAUUAUUAACAAAUGAACAUACUUAAAAAAAACAUUUAACAUGAAACAGCUAAUGGCUGCAACUGCUUUUUUGGCCAUUUUCCCAAAAGCUCCCUCUAGUGUGCACUGUUGUUACUACAUGAGCUAUUCACUUAGCGAACCUGUUGAACCCUGCAGACCCAGGUUAUAAUGUGGUCAGACCACAGAAAUCUCAGCCUUGGGCUGUCACUUAGAACAAGGCAUGGUGGGCACUAUAGCCCAGCGUGUGGCCGUGAAGCCUGUGUGAUAAGCGCUUUUAAAACUUCAAGUCUUUCAGUAUGACCGUUUUCACGACGGGUCCAUAGUGUAUGUUACCCGUGUUAUUAUUUUGAAGUUCAGUUUGCAGUCCGUGUAACACCGCACCUCGGGUACCGUUACUGAGAAUCCGAACGUAAAUUUAAGUCGCCGUCUUAUUCUCGUACGAUGUAGCUAGUUCUAACGGUUUUUAUUUAUGUAGACUUAAGAAACGACCGCACCUUUUUUUGUCUGCGCUUGACUCAAGCACAAUUACACAAACAAAUCGUAGUGACAUUUUUUUUUUUUUUUUUUGAAAGUUCACAAACCUCUAGAGCUCUACACCUCAUUUGCAUCUGUUGGUCCGUCUAGGGGACGUUUGAACGUGUCGGAAAUUACGGGGCUGUCACGACAGGUGACAAACAGAAUGAGAAUUUUGAAUUUCAACUAAUGAAGCUGGACACAACCGUUCCAUUUUGUUUUUGUUUUUUUGUUGUUUAUUUGAAGCUGUUACAAUUAUAUCACUUCAGGUUAUAAAGUUGUUGACUGUACAAAAUACUACGAAAGUGAAGUGUAGUUUUUUAAGGAGUUGGCAAAAGCUGUUACAGGGACAAUAUUGUUUCAGAAUAGAUCUGUGGCUGUUGGUUGCAUUUUCUCCACCAUAUUGUUCUCAAGCGGCCAAAGAAAAUGCCAUUUCUUUCAUGAAGCACUGGGUAUAACUGAACAAGAGUGUGUUAGAAGGAAGGGUAUGCUGGCUAGCUUAAGCUAAGAGAAGUGUCUGUUUUUUUCAUGCCUGUCUGGCAGUACAUCUGUUUAUACUUAGUUACUCAAUACCUUUUUAGAAAACCAGGAAAAAUAUAUGGUGCUGUUUUUGCUUUUUUUUUAAUAGAUUUUUUUCCCCCCAAAUACCAGUUGUUUCCAGGGCAUCCACUGCUCGUAGACUGUGUUAUUGACAAUAUAAAUGUAGAUCUCUUUAAUAUUUCCUCUGGUAAAAAUAUUCAGGUAUGUUCAUUUACUGUAUGAAGAGUUUCUAUUCAGGGCUAUUGAGUGGUUUUAAAAUUGAUGUAAGUAUUUUGAGAGAUGGUAACGUGUGAAAGUUUUCAAACCGCAUGGAUUAAGUGUCACGAAAGAAAUAUAUAAAGACCCAGCUUUUUAUUUAAACUGCUUUUUCCUUUUUAUACUUUAUUAAAGAAACACACAGAGUCUGCAGAAUUUCUUUUCCAUACAUCUGCAAGCAUUUGUUUUUAUUUUAUAAAAAUGUAACGUGUGGUAAUUGAGUUGUUUUGCUGACAAUAAAGCAGAAUGACUAAUCUGUUUUAAAUAAAAAGUGUGCUGUU
Anguilla rostrata (American eel) is the source of this 3862-nucleotide messenger RNA. RefSeq names its product protein phosphatase 1, regulatory (inhibitor) subunit 14C (gene ppp1r14c). Bases 1141 to 1566 code for a protein of 141 amino acids. Gene Ontology annotation, molecular function: protein serine/threonine phosphatase inhibitor activity. Gene Ontology annotation, cellular component: cytoplasm. Gene Ontology annotation, biological process: regulation of phosphorylation. The record is from RefSeq and is a predicted model, not a curated record. Lineage: Eukaryota; Metazoa; Chordata; Actinopteri; Anguilliformes; Anguillidae. The transcript is spliced from 4 exons.